This is a messenger RNA of Phoenix dactylifera (date palm), 1612 nucleotides long. The record is from RefSeq and is a predicted model, not a curated record. NCBI's taxonomy places the organism in Eukaryota, Viridiplantae, Streptophyta, Magnoliopsida, Arecales, Arecaceae.
UGCUUUGGGCUUUCAAUCGCCCCUACAACAAUACAUGUGAGCCUGCACGUGCUCGAUGCUGCUCGCUGAGUCGUGACUUCCAGCCCCGGUCAUCGAUCACGCCCUUCGCGUGCGGUCGGUUUCAAUCCUCCACGGCAGUAAUGACUGUAACUCCCGCUCACCCCCGCCCUUCGCUCUCCCUCUGGAAUUUGGUUCGGCGUCGAUCCGAACACUGGACGCGUAAAAUUCCAUAUCCACUCGAUCCCCAAUUUUUCUUUCUCAAUCUUUUCUUCUUAGUUACUGUACGAUAUGAAGAUGGAGGAGGUCUAAUUCCGUCCAAUUUUUCCUCGAUUUCUUAAGUAAGUUUCCCCUGAGCUGCUUGAUCAAACAGUGUGAGCUUUUUGCAAAUAUCAGAUUCUGAACUAAGUGUGAUCCACUUAUUAUGGGUGGCUCCAUGGGCUUUGAGAAGCUAGGGGAAAAUGCUAUAACAGAUGCAUCAAUCAAGGUUUAUCAUCUCUCUCUUCUGCUUGCUCCUGUCGUGUCUGUCUGGGAUUGCAUUGUUCGCAAGAUGAGAUAUUCCUUCAGGCCUGAACGGGUGUAGGUCUAUGAUAGUAUAUAUCAUAUAGUUCUAUUAGCGUAAGAAGAGGUUAGAAAUUUGGAAAGAACAAGUUUGCUUGGAUUCUGUCUUCUUGUUAUAGAAUAUACUCUUUUUUGAAAAUAAUAAGCUGAGUCAGUAGUUAAAGAGAUUGAAAGUCAUGGAGAAAGCAUCGCAUGGUCGGGCACCCCAAGUUCUGACGAAGGAAAAGAAGAAGCAGGUGAAAGAUGAACUUGAUCGCUUGAAGCAAGCUGAGAAGAAAAAAAGGCGCCUAGAGAAAGCACUUGCAACUUCUGCAGCCAUUCGAUCUGAACUGGAGAAGAAGAAACAGAAGAAGAAAGAACAGGAUCGACUAGAUGAGGAAGGUGCUGCAAUAGCAGAAGCUGUUGCUCUUCAUGUCCUUCUGGGGGAAGAUGCAGAUGCAUCAUGUCAAGUCAUGCUGAAGAACACCAAGAGGUUCGAUUCUUUGUACCAUUCCAGCAACACUGGCCUUUUCUUGGGAUAUCAGAGCAUUGCAAAUUAUCCUGCUGAAGGACCAGGAUGGUUAUCUGCUUCAUAUAGCCCUUGGUGCACAUGGAGUUACUUGGGGAGUGGACGGUCGCUGUCACCUGCAGUGCAUGUAAAAGAUUUGCAAUUACCUUACUAUGAAAAUACAGGCCAAGGAGCAGAUAUCUCAGCAGGGUUCAUAGCAGAACAAGCUGUCUCAUCACUGCAGAUAGCAGAAAAUUCACCUAAGGAUUCAAUUUCUGGCUAGAGAGCCGCAACCGUCAUCAAUAGGAUGUUGGGAGGGAAUGAUUUGCACGACAAAAUCAAUCUUUAUAAUGUUGUUUAACUGCAUUAUCCGGUCAAGUUGUACAUAUCCAUCUCCAGUGUGCUUUUUAUUUGUUAAUGAGCUGUCCUUGAUAUUAAAUCUGUUUGUCCAUCUCUGUAAUGAUUUGUAAGAGCACCACAUAUGGUUUGAAACCUGGAACUCCUAAAGAGCAAGCCCUUAGCCUUUAAGGGUGAGAUGCAACAGGAAAAUAGCUUUCUAUUAGAACC